Sycon ciliatum is the source of this 4220-nucleotide messenger RNA. RefSeq names its product importin-9-like. The transcript has 29 exons. The coding region runs from base 104 to 3283 and encodes 1059 amino acids. Gene Ontology annotation, molecular function: small GTPase binding. The record is from RefSeq and is a predicted model, not a curated record. Gene Ontology annotation, biological process: protein import into nucleus. NCBI's taxonomy places the organism in Eukaryota, Metazoa, Porifera, Calcarea, Leucosolenida, Sycettidae. Gene Ontology annotation, cellular component: cytosol; nuclear envelope.
CCUGGAUAAAUUUUCAGUGGUUGUGAAGUUGUGUUCUAUCAAUAUUUUGAUAGUCAUCGAUCGCAGGAGUUUGUCUUUGCUGGCUCGAGGCAAAUGCCUGACGAUGGCGGGCGAGACAUCCGCUGCCAUUCGUCAGUCGCUGAUAGAAUGCCUGGGUGGCAUAUUGUCACCAUCACAGGAGAUCAGGAACGCAGCCGAGGAGCAAUUAAAAAUGCUUGAGACCACAGAUGAGUUUGGUGUAUAUUUAACGGAAUUUACUAUCAGCCCGGAGAGUGAUUUAUCUGGAAGACAGCUUGCCUCUGUCCUGCUCAAGCAAUAUGUUGAAGCGCACUGGUGUUCGGGACAAGACAAGUUCCGGCCGCCUGUCACGCCACCGCAGGCCAAGGCAGUCAUUCGUCAAAUGCUACCGGACGGUUUGGCCGACCCAUCCAGCAAAGUUCGAAACAGCGUGGCGUAUGCCCUCUCCAAGAUUGCUAGCAUUGACUUUCCCGAUGACUGGCCAAACCUGUUUGACUGGCUGGUCCGUGCCAUCAGUAGUGGAAAUCCAGACUUGGUGCAUGGCGCAAUGCGUGUGCUUGUCGAGACGGCGAGAGAGCUGGCUGAAGAUCAGCUAGCAGUUGUGACACCAAUUCUUAUUCCCCAUCUCUAUAGUAUCUACUUGGGAGAACAGAAAUUCAACGUGCGCACAAGAGCUCGUGCCAUUGAGAUCUUCACGACGAUGGUACAGACUGUCGAGUACUUCAGUUUGAGGAAUGACUACCGAAAACUAUUGACACCCCAGUUGCCACAGUUUGUCAAGGAUCUGGCGAAGGGUCUAGCGGUGCCAUUGGGACCUGACCAUGAUAUCGGCUUGCAGAAGCAAAUAUUCAAGGCCCUAGGAGCCGUAGUACAGGUUUUUCCGAAAAUGGUACGGCAGCUUUUCCAGGAGAUCAUGCCGCCCCUAUGGCAGGUCUUGACGAACUGUGCCGCCCAUUAUGUUCAAACGGUUGUCAACGGUGACAGUGAACAAGAUGAUGCAGUGGACAGUGAUGGCGAAUCAGUGACCAUGGACACGUUGAUUUACGCGGUGUUCGAAUUCACUGGCUCGCUGGUGCAGCAAGAGUCCUUUCAUCCUCUACUCAUGCCUCACCUGCCGGGCUUCAUCUUUUACUCACUCUACUACAUGCAGAUGACGAAUGAAGAUAUUGAAACGUGGACCAUGGAGAUUAAUACAUACGUAGAGGACGAAGACGAGGAGACGCUGUCAUACUCUGUGCGGCUUGGCGCUAAGGAUCUUCUCAUGCAAAUGCUUGAUCCCGGAUUUGACACACACUUGACGAAAGAUGCUCCCUUUGCUCUCUGGAAAUCAAUUGAGAAACUGUACAGCCAACUAGCUAAGCCAGACCAGGCGGAGGAUCCCAACCGGUGGAAGUACUUUGAAGUGAUCGCCGCGAUUCUGACUAUUCACUCGCCUGACCUGAUGCAGCAUCAGGAGCUUGCUCAGCGGGUCGUGCCACUGCUCGAGAUCAUGAAGGCCAACUUCCAGCUUGGCAAUAGUCCCGACUUCCUCGUCGGCCGGAUAAUGGAAUUCCAGGCAAGUGUGUGCCAGUUCCUGGCCGACGGCAUUGUCACGGCCGCGUUACACCACACGGCGGUGGCCAUCAGCCAGAAGGAACGACCCGUCCUGCAAGUGCACGCCUGCAAGGCCGUAGCGCAGUAUUGCACAACGCUGCGGGCUGUGAAGCGCUCUAAUCUAUUUACACCGUCGGUUGCGUCCCUGGCGACGGCAUUGCUCAGUAUGAUCGAGGGCAGCGGCACCUACAUGCUACAGCUGGGCUUGGAAACGCUGGUGCUGGUUCUGUCCAUGUCGCCGGAAACGACGGCCGCCUGCUGUCACCAGAUCACCGACUUGUCAGUGCAGCUGUUCGUCGCGUUCAGCCAGGACCACGUGCUCGUUGACACUGUUAAGGAUUUGAUUGGACUCAUGGCGGAGAACCCGGCGUGCAUACAGGUGCUGCACACGAACGCGCUGCCCGUGCUGACGCGCAUCCUCUCCUCCGAAGUCCAGCCCAUGCUGAUGGCGGCCACUCUAGACUUGCUUGGCCCUAUCGUGCGGCACACACCUGCACCGUUGCCCGACGCGCUGAUACGCGAGUGCGUGCAUAUCGGCAUGCUCAUCAUUAACACGGACGACGAAAGCAUCAUGCACAACGGAAGUGAGUGCUUGAGAGCGUUUGCCAGCGCAGCCGGGGAACAGCUGGCCACCUGGCCUCCGAACGAGAGUCCCAAGGCGCUGGACGUGAUUGUGUUGGCCACUUGUCAGUUGCUGCAUCCAAGCCGUCCGGAAAACUCCGCCAUGUUUGUCGGGCGGCUUGUGUGCAUACUCUCUCUUAAGCUGCGGGACCAUCUCACGCCCAAGCUCAACGACAUACUGCGGUCCGUUCUCGGCAAACUCCAGCAAGUACAGAAAGACAUUAAUGUACAGUCCCUUAUAACCGUCUUUGCUCGACUGCUGGAAUUCCAUCUAACGGACGUCGUGUCCUUCCUGAGCAACACUUGCGGACCGGACGGCAAGUCGGCACUACAGUUUGUGCUCACCCGCUGGUGUGCGUCGCAGAGCCACUUCUUCUCCGCCUACGAGAAAACCGUGUGUGUGUUUGGCCUGUGCCAUUUAUUGCGCUAUGGCCUCAACUCUGGUGAUCAGCGGUUGCAGGAACUCACAGUCCCUGGUGAUGAGAUAUUUAGCGCCGAUGAAGGCAUUCGGACGAGAUCGAAAACGAAAUCAGUACCGCGACAGGUGACGAUCAUCCCUGUCCUGGUCAAGAUCUUCAAGCUCCUCCUCAAUGAAAUGACGUAUCAGUUUGAGCUGAACAAGCGGACAGCUGGUGCGAAGAUGAUUGCAGCGUCCAAUCAAGCUUUGGGGCGGCAAGGCGGUGCAGAGGGCGACGUUGCUGAUGAUGACGACGGCGAUGAAGGUGAUGAUUGGGCUGACUGUGAUGAUGGAGACGAUGGUGACUUGGCCAACGGUCUAGAUUCUCUCUUGGGUGGCCUUGGCGGAGUAAUGGACGACCUGGACGGUCCGAGAGAUCUAGACCUGCAACAGGAUACUGUCAUGCAUGUUGAUCUGCCAAUCUUCCUGGUUGACUUCUUGCUUGACAUUGGGCAGCAGCCUUGCUUGCCAGCUCUGCAAGCCCAUCUGUCCAAGGACGAACACGCCACGCUGGAGAUGAUACUGCAGUCCGGUGAAAAGGUGCAGGUGUUGAAGCAGAGCCGCGCCACUGCCUAUCGUCCAGCUCAGCAGUAACGCGGAAAAGCCUUACUACCGGCUUUGAGUGACUGUACCACUAUGCUCGUGGAUGUGCUGGGGCCACUUGCUCUCCUGCGUGUAUUCCGUGCAGCGAUGGCACCAUUCACAGGAUGAGCUUAUUCGACCACGGCAUUCACUGCCGAUCUAACCCCACCUGGAAUCUAGUUAGCGGCUGGCCAGCCACGUCUUUGUGAUGGUCUGUUGAAUGACACACCAGUGCUCGGGUCUGCAUCGCUUGAGAGAGCAAUUCUGUUUUGCUCGGUGCCCGUGCAGAUCCGCUAGCGUGAGCCUGCUGUUGCCCUCUGAAAACUUGUAUCAUAGUUCAUGGUUGUGUGUGCAUGCAUGCAUGCUCGCAUUUGUCUUUCCUGUGUCCAUAUGCCUAGUUACGUCGACUUGUACAUACUUUUGUUCGCAUCCCCUCUCGGGAAGCCGUUUUUCAUCUACUUCGUCAAUUUUAUCGGUCGUUUUUAAUCGUUUUUUUUGUUUUUUUUGUUGCUAUCAUUACCAUUAGCCAUAUCUACCGUGUAUGUAGUCGUAUGGUCAUAUUGCACAUACCUUUUUCCGUGUAUUGUGUCUUUUGCCCGCGUUCUCCGUUCCCUCGACCAUCAGUGUUAAUUUUUGUGGAAUGGUUUCCAUUUUUGUUCAUUGGUCUCUACCUGUACAUACGAAAUGUAAAUUUUUGGCCGCCCGAAACCGACGCAUGAAAUUUGUCAUGAAAUUUUUUUAGCGACGCCAUUGUGUAUUAGCCUUGUUAUUGCCCCUGUACAUGUGCAAUCAGUAGUAUUUUUGCUAUAAAUAUUUUCAAUUGACGUAAACAGCAUUUCUGUUUAUCUCUUUUUUUUACUAGUAAACGUUAUCACUGUACGUUAUCACUGUACGUUAUCUGCUGCCGUGCUUGUGAAUGAUGCCGUAACUAUUUAAAAGUUUAAAUGGA